Messenger RNA from Dermatophagoides farinae (American house dust mite), 1331 nucleotides. It is a transcript of the gene Nubp2, whose product is annotated as NUBP iron-sulfur cluster assembly factor 2. Gene Ontology annotation, biological process: iron-sulfur cluster assembly. The record is from RefSeq and is a predicted model, not a curated record. NCBI's taxonomy places the organism in Eukaryota, Metazoa, Arthropoda, Arachnida, Sarcoptiformes, Pyroglyphidae. Gene Ontology annotation, cellular component: cytosol. Gene Ontology annotation, molecular function: ATP binding; 4 iron, 4 sulfur cluster binding; ATP-dependent FeS chaperone activity.
UGAAGUCAAUAACAACAAAUGAUAAUGACGAAUGAGGUGUUAGACACAAACGAACGAAAAAAAAAAUCAACAAAUUGGCUCUGGAUCAAAAUGCGACGUGCUUAUCAAUAUUAAUUACCAGAAUGGCCAUGACUCCAUGUUAAUGAUGGCGAUGUUGGUCUUGGUGAAAAAAAAGUCGACAGUCGCUAGAUCAUCUCAUCAUUAUGUAUGCAUAUGAUGAAUUGCAAACGGUAAUGAUGAUGACGAUAAUGAUGAAAAGCGGCCAAGUCAUGCUUACUUGAUUGUGAUAGCAACAAGUUAUAACCUUGAUAGUUGAUGCAUAGACACCAUGAUUUUUUAUUAUUAUGGUGAUGAUGAUAAUUAUUUCCGAUCCAAAGUUCAUCAAUCGAUCGAAAAUAAUUAUUUACGAACGUUCUUUGUGAAUGGUCUAUUAUAUGAAUGAAUCCAGAUCGAUUUUGAUUGAAUCAAAAAUAUUGUAUUGUCAUGUUGACACAAUAAUGGGCAUCGAAAACGUUAAACAUGUGCUACUUGUUUUAUCGGGUAAAGGUGGUGUCGGUAAAAGUACCGUUUCUUGCCAAUUAGCAUUAUCGUUACAACAUCGUGGCUAUAAAGUUGGUAUACUUGAUAUUGACAUUUGUGGACCAAGUACGCCUCGUAUGUUGGGUUUGCUUGGUGAAAAUGUCACCCAAGGUUCGAAUGGAUGGAUCCCGAUAAAAUAUGAAAAACAUGAUCGACCUGUAUUGAGUGUUAUGUCGAUCGGAUUCUUAUUGAAUGAUCAGGAUGCGGCUGUCAUAUGGCGAGGACCACGUAAAACGGCAAUGAUUCGCCAAUUUCUUACCGAUGUUGAUUGGGCUGAAUUAGAUUUUUUAAUUGUUGAUUCACCACCUGGAACUUCAGAUGAACAUAUCAGUGUUGUGGAAUGUUUGAACAAUUUGCCAACCAAAUGCCAAACAAAUGCUAUACUAGUGACCACACCACAAUCGGUGGCCGUCGGUGAUGUACGUCGUGAAAUAACAUUUUGCCAUAAAGGAAAUGUACCAAUUCUUGGUCUAAUUGAAAAUAUGAGCGGAUAUGUUUGCCAACAUUGUUCGGAAUGCAGUCCAAUUUUUUCACAAGGUGGUGGCCAAACAUUAGCAGAAUAUGCUCAAUUAGAUCUUCUUGUUACGAUACCUAUUGAGACUGGUCUAGCAGAAUGUUGUGAUGAAGGCAGUGAUUUUAUUGAAAAAUAUCCCGAAUCUGAAACUUUUAAACGAUUUUCUGAAUUAAGCAAUAAAAUCUGUAAUAAACUAUGCAUACAGAGUUGAACAAAUAAAAAAAAAGUUUAUCAUUUA